UGGGAUACAAGCAGUUAGAAGAAAUGGCGUCGAGAGAAAGGCCGUUAAAACACCGACAGAAAAGUUUAAUAAACAGGUUCGAAGAGUUCAGUCUUGACUCCUCCGUCGUCGAAGACAGGCCGUUAAAACACCGGCAGAAAAGUUUAAACAACACGUUUGAAGCGUCCAUUCCAGACUCCACCGCGGGCGAAGACAAGUUGUUUGGCCAAGCGGAGGAGGACGAGGACGGUGAUGACGGACCUUUGGUGUUUAUCUGCGCCAAGUGCAAGUUGCCUGUCGGGGAUUCAUUGUCCUGGGAUGGCACUGAAGAUGGCCAGAACCAAAUAAGACUGAAGCGGGUCACUGACAACGUCUUGGUUGGAAAGGACAAUCGCCUGUACGAAGUAAUCAAAGGAGCUCCCUGUUUGAUCGUGGACCUGUUCUGUCGAGGCUGCCAGUCUGUGGUUGGCAUGGUUUACUCAUCCACGCCAAAGAAACUGGACCACAAGAGAUUUACAUUCUGUUUCAAUGUAGCAGACAUCGACAGCUAUGUGUUUGGCUCUGCAAGCCAGAUGUUGGCAGCAGAGGGCCCCAAUGAGCAGCCGGUCACACUGGAGUACAGAGGCAUUGUUGAACAACAGCUGACAGAGAUGAAAAUGCUGGCCUUGUCCAUGGCGCACAGGCUGGAGGAGAUCGAAGCUGGCCUUCAGGAGGGCUGACGGUGAUGGACUGGGAUCGACUUGUCUGGGUGGAUGCUUGGCCCAGGUGUUGGGACAUGAGGAUUUCAUAUCCUCACUCCUCAUUUUUACCUUUACAUUAGCGCAUCCUCCUCUAAGUUUCAUCAUAGCCACAUUCCCUCAGUAACACAUUUUGUCCCAGCCUCACCUUCUGCACAGACACCUGCACACACAUACUCACACACACCGCUUCCUCUCCGCUUUGUCCUGAUUACCACUGGUGAAACAAAGACUGGCUGCACUUGUAAUCAAUCAUGUUGUCAGCUCGGCUCCUGUGGCUCAUGGCACCGUCUUCUCUGUUUCUCUCAGUGCAGAGUGAAUGUGCGCUAUGUGCAGCAUGUUUAUUUGUGCAGGGUUUCAUCAGGCAUGCUGCACACUCAGCACAAUGCCAUAUUGAUCUGGCCACUCGAGGCCACACACAUACACACACACUUUUCUUUGUUCUCUUCUUCAGGCAUGGAGCCUUGAAGGAUUGCUAGAUUUGCUUUUCUAUUGCCUUGUUGUGGCCAGAAGUGAAUUUGCAUUGAAACAAGGUUUUUACCUCUUAAAAUACACACACAUGCACACUUUAACAUUGCCUACAUCUCAGUUAGGCACAUUACUGGAUUAUGUUUCACUAUUAUUUUCAAUUAUCUACAGACUGUACUCGAAUAUUGGCAAAACGUUCCAGCAAUUUGCAUUCCUUUACCUGUUAUUACUCUGACUCAUUAUUGGUUUGUUUAUUUUUGUUUUGUCUGUCCUCAGUUGUACAAGCUUGUUUUUGUAUUUUUGUAUAAUAAAGUAUUCCACUGUUUCGAA
Chelmon rostratus (copperband butterflyfish) is the source of this 1514-nucleotide messenger RNA. RefSeq names its product MIS18 kinetochore protein A (gene mis18a). Gene Ontology annotation, biological process: chromosome segregation; CENP-A containing chromatin assembly. The coding region runs from base 24 to 698 and encodes 224 amino acids. The transcript is spliced from 5 exons. Gene Ontology annotation, cellular component: chromosome, centromeric region; chromatin; nucleus. The record is from RefSeq and is a predicted model, not a curated record. Lineage: Eukaryota; Metazoa; Chordata; Actinopteri; Chaetodontiformes; Chaetodontidae.